Messenger RNA from Akanthomyces muscarius, 1173 nucleotides. RefSeq lists its product as uncharacterized. Lineage: Eukaryota; Fungi; Ascomycota; Sordariomycetes; Hypocreales; Cordycipitaceae. The transcript has 3 exons. The record is from RefSeq and is a predicted model, not a curated record. Gene Ontology annotation, biological process: DNA-templated DNA replication; DNA repair. Gene Ontology annotation, cellular component: Rad17 RFC-like complex; nucleus; Elg1 RFC-like complex. The coding region runs from base 1 to 1173 and encodes 390 amino acids. Gene Ontology annotation, molecular function: ATP hydrolysis activity; DNA binding; DNA clamp loader activity.
AUGUCCGACUUUGAAGACGAAAUGGACGUGGACUCUGCGCCCGCCCAGAGCAAGGAUAUCGUCUUUUCCGCCGAGGCCAGCAAAGGCAAGCGAAGCACAGCAAACCUGCCCGUCGAGGCCGAAGACACCCUACCAUGGAUCGAAAAGUACCGACCAGAGUCCCUCGACGACGUCGAAGGCCACCAGGACAUCCUCGCCACCAUUAACAAGUUUGUCGACUCCAACCGCCUGCCGCACCUGCUCCUAUACGGCCCGCCCGGCACGGGCAAGACCUCGACCAUCCUGGCCCUCGCGCGGCGCAUCUACGGCGCCUCCCAGGUGCGGCAGAUGGUGCUGGAGCUCAACGCGUCCGACGACCGCGGCAUCGACGUGGUGCGCGAGCAGAUCAAGACGUUUGCCUCCACCAAGCAGAUCUUCAGCAUGGGCGGCGGCUCCAAAACAUCCAUGGCGGGGUACAAGCUGAUUAUCCUCGACGAGGCCGACGCCAUGACCAACACGGCGCAGAUGGCGCUGCGCCGCAUCAUGGAAAAGUACACGGCCAACACGCGCUUCUGCAUCAUUGCCAAUUACGCGCACAAGCUCAGCCCCGCGCUGCUGAGCCGCUGCACGCGCUUCCGCUUCAGCCCGCUAAAGGAGGCCGACAUCCGGCAGCUGGUGGUCAAGAUUGUCGACGAGGAGAAUGUGCAGAUUGGCGCCGAGGCGGUGGACGCGCUGGUCCGGCUGAGCAAGGGCGACAUGCGCCGUGCUCUGAAUGUCCUCCAAGCAUGCCAUGCAUCUAGCACCCCUCUGCGAGCCCCCGGCGCCGCCAAGGUCCCCGACGGCGAGAUCCAGCGCGAGACCAUCACGACCGAGACCAUCUACACCUGCAUCGCCGCGCCCGCGCCCGACGCCAUCCAGCAGAUCAUGGCGACGCUGCUCGGCACCGCCGACGUCACCAGCUGCCUCACCACGAUAAACUCCAUCAAGCGCCUGCAGGGCCUCGCCCUCGCCGACGUCAUCACCGCGCUGGCCGAGGAGCUCGCCAAGCUCGACGUCGCGCCCGAGGUCAUGAUCACCUGGCUCGAGGGGCUGGCCGAGAUUGAGCACCGCGUCGCGGGCGGCGGCAGCGAGGUGCUGCAGACGGGCGCCGUGGUCGGCGUGGUGCGCAACGGCGUGGAGCUGAUGAGUCGGUGA